AAAUUAUAUAAGAGAAAAGCUUCUGGACGUCCCAAGUUCCAGUGAGAUACCAAUCGUCACCUGACAACGUUCGUGUGAAAAUUUCCAAGGUUCAAAAGUUAGUGUACCCACCAACCGGAACGAUGCGUUGCAUUUUUACAGCUGUUCUCGUAGCUACCUUUAUAGCUGCCAGCUCUGCGCUGGGCUAUGGAUUACUUGGUGGACUUGCAAAUUCUGGUUACGGAGGGUAUGGUGGAUAUGGUGGAUAUGGAGGAUAUGGCGGAUACGGUGGAUAUGGAGGUCACGGUGGAUACAAUCCUUGGAAUGCUUAUCAAGGCUACGGAGGUUAUGGGGGUUACGGAGGAUAUGGUGGUUACGGAGGAUACGGAGGUUAUAGUCCGUAUGGAAGCUACGGAUAUGGUUAUCCUGGCAAGUACGGUGGUUACGGCGGUUAUGGCGGAUAUGGUGGUUACAAACCAUACUAUUGAAUGGUAUCCAUUCGACUUGUAGAAAUAUUUCACAAAUAUUAACAAUUACCUGUUAUUAAA
This is a messenger RNA of Wyeomyia smithii (pitcher-plant mosquito), 527 nucleotides long. Its product is annotated as neuropeptide-like protein 31. Bases 123 to 467 code for a protein of 114 amino acids. The record is from RefSeq and is a predicted model, not a curated record. The transcript has 6 exons. Lineage: Eukaryota; Metazoa; Arthropoda; Insecta; Diptera; Culicidae.